Haliotis rufescens (red abalone) is the source of this 1249-nucleotide messenger RNA. RefSeq names its product very low-density lipoprotein receptor-like. The transcript is spliced from 8 exons. Gene Ontology annotation, cellular component: plasma membrane. The record is from RefSeq and is a predicted model, not a curated record. Gene Ontology annotation, molecular function: protein binding. Lineage: Eukaryota; Metazoa; Mollusca; Gastropoda; Lepetellida; Haliotidae. Bases 86 to 955 code for a protein of 289 amino acids.
UCAACACGAUCACAUUACCGCCCUUUAAUACAAUUACACGAAAGUGUUAUACCACAAGGAUCCUCGUCCCGUACUGUUGAUCACAAUGGUUGUAAGCAGGGCCGCACUGUUAAAACUUUGUCUUUUUUCAGUUGUCCUGGGUAACACAGCUCAUGCACAUGCUACAACUACAGAUGUUACAUGUGUCCAGGGUUCCGGGCACUGUGAAUCAGGUGACCAGUGUAUUGUAAGUGAAUGGUGGUGCGAUGGCGAAGCUGACUGCACAGAUGGCAGCGAUGAAAGAGACUGCAAAGAACUGUCGCCAUGUCGCCCCUCAGACUUUCAUUGUGGCGAUGGCCUCUGUGUCCACUCAACUUGGCGCUGUGACGGGGAGAACGACUGUCGAAACGGCCUAGAUGAGGCUAAUUGUCCAAUCAAUGAUUCAGCUCCGGUUGCUACAUGUCUCCAGGGUUCUAGGCCAUGUGCAACAGGUGACGAGUGUAUUCUAAAUGAAUUUUUGUGUGAUGGCGAAGAUGACUGCACAGAUGGAAGCGAUGAAAUAAACUGCAAAAAGUCAAUGGACUGUGGUUCAUCUGAGAUACCUUGUGCUGACGGAAACGGAUGUUUUGCGGAACGUUGGCGCUGUGACGGCGACUACGACUGCAGCGAUGGCAGCGACGAAGGUCUGGGAUGCAGACAGACAUGCGGCCCCAACGAGACCAGGUGUCCUGACAUGGAUCAGUGCAUGCCGAACAGCUGGCGCUGUGACGGUGAGAGAGACUGCAGCGAUGGCCGAGAUGAGGCAGAGUGCGGACCUGAGACGUGCUCGCCCAAUACGUUCCAGUGCCAGACAGAGGGAGCCAACCGUUGUAUAUCCUUAACUUGGGUCUGUGACAACGAGAGCGACUGCCCCGGUUGGGAAGAUGAAGCAAACUGCUCUUCUGAUUCCACUUUGAAGAGGCUUCUUCGAGGCUGAGUAAUCGCUUCAAAAACAAAAUGCUCCCUUAUUGGUGAUCUGUCCCGAAGGACUACGUAAGCUAUUGGCAUGGCUGUUUUCAACACCAGUCAUAUUUCAACGACGCUUCCGAAACCACUGCAAGUGCAAAUGUUCUACUUCCAUUUAUGAUUGGGUAGUCCGCCCCUGAUCCAAUAGUCCCUGCCAUGAAUUUAUUCAACUGAAGUUCUCUAAAAACACAAGACGCAAUGGCGCCAUCACAGUUUGCAUGUAUGUGGUACAUGUAUGUGAGAAAAUAAAUAUUUUCCAACGUUU